AUGUAUGUGUCGGAGAUGCUUAAUCUUAAGGCCAGGGGUCAGGAAUUAAGCAAAAAGGACUACGACGAUCUCGUCAAUCAUUUGUGUAAAAAAACAAUUUCUGCAGUUCAACUGGGUGCCUUCCUCAUGGCUGUGUACACAAAGGGCAUGACACCGGAAGAGGUGGCCAACCUCACGUCUUCCAUGGUGAGCUACAGCGACAAACUGCGUUGGAAUGACCAGCAGUGGGCCAAGGUCGUCGUGGACAAGCACAGUACCGGUGGCGUGGGAGACAAGAUCAGCCACAUCAUCGCCCCUGUGAUCUCCGCCUGCGGUGGCAAAGUUCCGAUGAUCAGUGGUCGCGGACUUGGGAUCACUGGUGGCACAAUCGAUAAACUCGAAUCGAUUAAGGGCUACUCGGCGAAUAUUCCGGAGGAGAAACUGAAAAGUGUGCUAAAUGAAGCGGGGUUUUUCAUAAUCGGACAGACCGAGCGCUUGGUUCCGGCUGAUCGUCAGCUGUAUAAGUAUCGCGACGUAACCGGAACAGUGGCUUCCGUUCCUCUUAUUACCGCAUCCAUCCUGUCGAAAAAGUUGUGUGAGGGCCUUCGCGGUCUUGUAAUGGACAUCAAACUAGGCUCUGGAGCGCUUUUCCAAACUCUGGAAGAAGUGGAGGAAUUGGCAAACAGCCUGGUCACUGUGGGACGAAAGCUUGAUCUCAAAGUUGUUGCGGUAAUAUCCUUGAUGGAUGAGCCACUCGGAGACUGCAUUGGCAAUGCCCUCGAAAUGGCAGAGGUCUUUACUAUCCUCGCCGGUAAACCUCUUCAAGGUCGACUCGGUGACCUCACCCUCACCAUCGGUCAGAGCAUGCUGUCCGCGGCCAAUCUAGUGCCCAACGAAACACGUGCUCGCAAUGCGCUCACAGAUGCCCUGCGCGAUCGAAAGGCGCAAGCCGCGAUGUGCAAGAUGCUGGUGAGCCAGGGCGUGGACUCGGAGAUGGCUGUGGCCCUCUGCUCACCGCCGCCUGAAGACUGCACCGACGACAUCGAUCACUACCUCCAGGUGAUGGGCAAAAUGGCCAACAAGAAGACGCCGAUUACAUCUCCAAGGGGCGGCUUCAUUAGCCAAAUUGACGCAGGUACAAUUGCUCAAGUUGUCUGGCGUCUUGGUGCGGGACGCGACAAGCCCGACGACGAAAUCGACCACACCGUCGGUAUUCGUCUGCUGAAACACGUUGGUGACCCUGUCGAAGAAGGCGAAACAUGGUGCAUAGUAUAUCACAAGGAGGAUACGUUGGACGCGAAACUCGGCAUCAUGACUCAUUCGGCGGUAACUGUGCUCAACGAGGAGCCCGAAAGCCGAGGAGUCGUGGUGAAAGUGAUUGGGUAA
Molecule: messenger RNA, 1365 nt
Organism: Mesocestoides corti
Lineage: Eukaryota; Metazoa; Platyhelminthes; Cestoda; Cyclophyllidea; Mesocestoididae
Source: the annotation of a GenBank genome assembly